CGAUGGCUUGGAACCGCCUUUAUUGAUGAAGGACUGUCAUUUUUUUACAUACUUCUUUAUUAUCUAUUCUAUUAUGCCAGUGUCUUCUUUAUUGACGUGGAUUUGGUCGCUUUUUUUUCAAGGCUUUGGAUUCGUGCUCUCCUCUUUUGCUUUGAGGCUGCGGUUCACCUAUCCGCCAGCCUUCACUCUCCGCUCUUUUCUUUUUUUUUUUUUUUAGGUGUUUGUCUGCUUUGCAGAUUAACCAAUCAAAUUCCACUAAUUGUCCGCUACAAAGAAUUUUUUUUGUGAUGAAAAAUUAGUUCCUUCUCUUUUCCUCUCCCUAACAUUAGCUCGACAAACAUGUCUGCCGAAAACACUUACGAGGGCGCCAUUGGUAUUGAUUUGGGUACUACUUACUCCUGCGUCGGUGUUUGGGAAUCCGAACGUGUUGAAAUCAUUGCCAACGAGCAAGGUAACCGCACCACCCCUUCGUAUGUUGCCUUCUCUGACAACGAGCGCUUGGUCGGUGAUGCUGCCAAGAACCAGGCUGCUAUGAACCCCAAGAACACCGUCUUCGAUGCCAAGCGUCUUAUCGGUCGUCGUUUCGAUGACCAAGAAGUCAAGGCCGAUAUGAAGAACUGGCCCUUCACCGUUGUUGAGAAGGAGACCAACCCUUUCAUUCAAGUCGAAUUCGAAGGUGAAACCAAGACCUACUCUCCUCAAGAGAUCUCCUCCAUGGUCUUGAUCAAGAUGAAGGAAAUCGCUGAGGCCAAGCUCGGCAAGAAGGUUGCCAAGGCUGUCAUUACUGUCCCUGCCUACUUCAACGACUCUCAACGUCAGGCUACCAAGGAUGCCGGUACCAUUUCUGGUAUGGAAGUUCUCCGUAUCAUUAACGAGCCUACUGCUGCUGCCAUUGCCUACGGUCUUGAUGCUAGCGACAAGAAGGAGAAGAACGUUCUCAUCUUCGAUUUGGGUGGUGGUACUUUCGAUGUCUCCCUCUUGACCAUCUCCGGUGGUGUUUUCGCCGUUAAGGCCACCGCUGGUGACACCCAUCUUGGUGGUGAAGAUUUCGAUAACACCCUCGUCAACCACUUUGUCCAAGAAUUCAAGCGUAAGCAGAAGAAGGACAUCUCUGGUGAUGCUCGUGCUCUCCGUCGUCUCCGCACCGCUUCCGAGCGUGCUAAGCGUACCUUGUCUUCCCUCACCCAGACCACUGUUGAGGUCGACUCUCUUUUCGAUGGUGUCGAUUUCCAGGCCAACAUCACCCGUGCCAAGUUCGAGGAGAUCAACUCCGCUCACUUCAACGGUACCAUUGACCCUGUUGCCCGUGUCCUCAAGGACUCCAAGAUCGACAAGAAGGAUGUCCACGAAGUUGUUCUUGUUGGUGGUUCCACCCGUAUCCCCAAGAUUCAAUCUCUUCUCCAAGAUUUCUUCGACGGAAAGGAGCUUAACAAGAGCAUCAACCCUGAUGAAGCUGUUGCUUACGGUGCUGCCGUUCAAGCUGCUGUCUUGACCAACCAAGCCGGUAACCAGAAGACCCAAGAUCUUCUUCUUUUGGAUGUUGUUCCCCUUUCUCUCGGUAUUGAGAUGCAAGGUGGUAUCAUGGCCACUGUUGUUCCCCGUAACACCCCCAUCCCUACCCAAAAGUCCAAGGUCUUCACCACCGCUGCUGAUAACCAGACCCAAGUUACAUUCCCCGUCUACGAAGGUGAGCGUCUCAUGACCAAGGAGAACAACCUUCUCGGUGAGUUCGAACUCUCUGGCCUUAUCCCCGCUCCCCGUGGUGUUCCUGAGCUUUUGUGUACCUUCGACAUUGAUGCCAACGGUAUCUUGAAGGUUUCCGCUCAAGACAAGGCUACUGGCCGCAAGGCUAACGUCACCAUCUCCAACUCUACCCGUCUCUCCGCUGCUGACAUCGACCGUAUGGUCAACGAUGCUGCCAAGAACGCUGAGAGCGAUAAGGAACGUGAGGCUGUUAUCUCUGCCAAGCAAGAUCUCGAGAGCUAUGUCUACCAGGUCGAGAACAACAUCACCGACCCCAACAUUUCUCUCAAGAUCCGUCGUGGUGACCGCGAGACCAUUGAGACCGCUCUUCAAGAGGCUAACGUUGAUGACCUCAAGGCUGCUCACCAGAAGCUCAAGCGUGCUGCUACCCGCGGUUUCGCCCACGUCUACAGCUCCCGCCGUUAAAUUCACACGGGAGUAUGAACUACACUUUUCAUGAGCGUGUCUCUUUUCCCGUAUCACACACCCCUAAAAAAACAGUCUGGCCAUUUUUCUGUAUAAUUCUUUCAUCCACAAUAAAAUGAAACCGUAGAGCGAUU
Molecule: messenger RNA, 2303 nt
Organism: Umbelopsis ramanniana AG
Lineage: Eukaryota; Fungi; Mucoromycota; Umbelopsidomycetes; Umbelopsidales; Umbelopsidaceae
Exons: 4
Coding region: 340-2169 (609 amino acids)
Biological process (GO): protein refolding; vesicle-mediated transport; cellular response to unfolded protein
Cellular component (GO): cytosol; plasma membrane; cytoplasm
Molecular function (GO): misfolded protein binding; heat shock protein binding; ATP hydrolysis activity
Source: RefSeq, a predicted model, not a curated record